CUCGCACGAACGCACGCGCGGCGCGCGCGCACAGUCUUGGCCCAGUUGCGGACGUCGGCAAUAUUAUUAUUAUAAUCUGAUAUCGGCGGCGCGGCACCAGCAGUGGUGGUAACCGGCGGCGGCUAUUCAUUACACGCCGCCGUCGUCGUCGUCGUCGUCGUCGUCGCAUUCCCGUUCCCAUCGUACGUGUACGACGCGAUCGUUCGGCCGGUCGCUCGCCACAAGCGCAAACCCAAGCCGUCUUGUCCCGUCCGUGACCGUCGCGAUUGACCGUCACUAUCAGUUCGGUUCGGUUACGCGCACCAGCAGCAGCGGGCCCGCACGUCGCGUACCGCGUUCCUUCCAAGUGUCGUCGAAAAUCCCGAUACCGGCGGAUUUCGGGGUUGUAAUAGGUGUAUGCUGUGCUGCAACGGGCGCCCAACGAGCAGCAGACGCGAGCAACCCGGAAACAAAAACGAUCUCGUCCGCGACCUACAACAACCGCCAACACCUGUUGAAAAAACCUUCAGACCGCACUCGCUUCAAAUUAUCAUUACAUUGUUAUAGCCGAGCCCUGCCGUCCGGAUAUCGUCGUCGUAGCGGACCGAAAUCGAUAUUAUAAUGACGACGUCUGUAGUGGCACUAGUUGUCACUGUCGGCACGCUUGUGACGCUGGUGCGGUCCGCAGUGGUCGUCGAUAACGUCAAGCGACCAAUAACGUUGAACAGCGAAGAGUUUUCCAGUAUUUCGGGCAGUGAAUGUGACGACGGCCGUGUGGCCAAUUGCCGUACGUUACCGUUGUUCAACUACACCGAACUGGCGCCUCCGCCCGUGGACGCAGAGGCCGCCGACGACAUACUACAAGAUCCAAAUUGCCCGUACAAAUAUUUGGAACGGCAUUUAAGAUGUGUGGACAUUUUUACGCGCCGUUGUUUGACGAAAGAUCAGCGACGAGCAUUUUACUCGUUAUACUCGGUACCGACGAUGGACUUGCAAGAGUUGUGCAACGAAGGAUCGCCUUACAGGGACGAGUAUCGAAAACAUGCUGUCUGUUUGCACACCGUGCACACCGAGUACGUGAAGUGCGGUCAGCGACACAAACACGAACUAGCUUCCCUUAUGGUGGACCAUGGGCCGUACCAAUAUCAAAACGGCAACAACGGAUCUCAGUUGACGUCGGUGCCGUUUGCCGGCGUGGAACAAAUAACCCAGAACUUGGCCCACUUGUGCCGAUCUUUCAGAGGACACUUGCAAUGCGUGAACGGCAUUGUUCGGGCCAAGUGCGGCGCGGAAACAGAAGAGUUCGCGAAUCGCUUCCUCAGUCAGAUGGCCUCUUCGCUCCUGAACAUUUGUGACACUUACGGAGACCUAAAGGAUGGUGACGUAUCGGGGUCGCCGUCGUCGGUCGGCACUGGAUCUUUGAGGAUUACGACCACCGCCGCCGCGGUGCUUUUGGUGGUGGCAUUUCGAAUAACGCGAUAACGCCGCGCACGAGCUGAGAUCGACUCCAAUGGAAUCUACUACAACGACACAAGGAAAAUAUAUUCAUAGGCCAGCUGUCGUUUUCAGUGUAGUAAUAUUUUUUUUAACAAGUUAGGUACCUAUAUAUGUAUGUAUACGUGUACCUGCCGUCUCACUCCCUUAUACCUUUUCGUUACUCUACUAUUUGCUGUACCUAAUGUUAUAAUUGUUGAUGUUUAUUUAUUUUUAUUCGUAUUUUUAAAUUCCUGUACACUGUACGAUUAUCAUUGUAAGAGUACUGCACUACUGUACCUAUUAUGUUUAGUUUUAAUUGAUUAAUCGAUAUAGAGUACUGUACAACCGGCAGACGUGAAUUGUACUGUAUAAUAUAUGGUCUGAUGCGUAUUUAUUCUGGUAGGCAGCAUAAUCACCAAUUAUUGCUAUAAUUACGAUACUUAUAAUUAUUAGAUGUAAUUUUAUCAUUUGUUUUAUUUUUGCCGUUGAUUUCUGCUGCAAUAACAGAUGGAGUUAGAAAUAAAAUCAGUUGUUUAUAAUGAA
Messenger RNA from Sipha flava (yellow sugarcane aphid), 1998 nucleotides. RefSeq lists its product as uncharacterized. The record is from RefSeq and is a predicted model, not a curated record. The coding region runs from base 601 to 1461 and encodes 286 amino acids. The transcript has 7 exons. Lineage: Eukaryota; Metazoa; Arthropoda; Insecta; Hemiptera; Aphididae.